CGUGUAUGUCAGUGGUUAAAUCAGUUUGGGAUAAAUUAUAGAACUUGGUGUUACAAAAAAAGCGCAAAAUGAACUAAGAAAAUGUCUCAAUUUCUUAGUUUAAGUAUUGGACUUUUAUUAUCAUUAUUUUGUCAGGUAACAUGUGCAGAGCCGGAAUUAAGUGCAAAAGUAGUGUAUCAACUGCUGUCAAUGCGAAUAGACAAUGUUGUUCGUGAAAACAAUAAUUUAAAGUCUGAACUUAAGGAAACUAAGGCAGAUGUUGGUAGACUCGAGAACAAAAUCGAAAGUAUGGAAGUGAAUAUCUCACUUAUGGCAAGUAAAGCGGCAAGAAUUGAAGACGAAAAUUCAAAAACUCUGUUAAGUGAAAAGAUCCAUGCUUUGGAACAAUUAUCUGCGUCUCGACUUCAAAAGAAAUUUAAGACAGAAGCAAUAGUUUUGCGGAAAAUGCUAGUUAGCGAGAAGUCACAAAUGAAAGACAAAUUAAUGGCAUUUGAACAAAAGUUCAAAAGUUUCCAAUCGGAACUAGUAGAUGAUAUAACUAUAGUAAAUACCACAGUUGACAGUUUAGAAAAUUCAAUUUCCGAACAAAACAUAGCAGCGAUCACUAUGCUAGUAGCAGUAGAAAACAAACUCCAAAGUCAAUUAAAUGAAACAGACCUUCUCAUGCAAGAAAUGAAUAAAGAUUUAGAGAAUAGACUAAUAGAAUCGGACGCUAGAAUGAAAGACAGGAACAUGAAAUUAGCUGAAAAUAUCAAUGAAGUUGACCAGCGUCUAAUCGCUGCCAAGUCAAAUUUGCAAAGUACAUACAAUGGUCUAAACAACCGGCUUAAUAGCGCAGAGAGUCAACUUCAAUCAGUCUCGUCAAUGCAAGACAGACAGGAAGACACAUUUUCUAAUCAAAUCAGUACUUUAAGCAGCCGAAUCUCUGUAGAAGAAGCCAGAAAGGUUGCAUUUUCAGCUAGACUUACGAAGAAACAAAGCUAUUAUGUCAAAAACGAAAGAAUAGUGUUUGAUGAAGUUUUUUAUAAUCACGGCGGAGGAUACAGCUCCUCAACGGGGAUAUUUACAGCGCCAAAAUCAGGAACGUAUUUGUUUACUUAUAAUAUACAAUCAUCAGUUUUAGGCGACGCACAUGUUGUUUUGAAAGUGAAUUGGUUGACCAGAACUAGCGUCGUUGUAGACAAAGGUGCAGAUAAUAAUAGCGGAAACUCAGGGAUAGGUUACGUUCGGAAAGGUGAAAAGGUUUGGCUAGCGACUGCUAGCUCAGAUAGUGUGUUUUUUAUUUCGCCUUACAGGACAACCUUUAAUGGCAUCUUGAUUGAUUAAAAUAAAGUACCAUGAAUUGCCAUAUAAAAAGCAUGAUCAAAUGUAAUAUGAUUAUAUAUUCCUUCUGACUAAAGUUCAUUUCCUCUUUUGUUUUAUUUUAAGCAUAGCAGGAGCUGAUUUUAAUCACAUUGUUAUGAUAGAUUUGCAAUGCCGUCUCGGAAAUUGUUUAAUUAUUUGAUUUUAUUUGAUUUGAUGUUAAUCCCUUUGAAAACCAAAUUGUUGUUCCAUUUAGAUGCAAAUAAACAUACAAAUAUUAGUUUCGGCCGUCUUUCGUGUUAGCAAAGUAAUUCAUAUUCUUAUAAGUAUUGGUUCACGCAGAUUUAAUUUAAAUUAGGGGAUGAAAUUACAUUUAUCAAAGGAAAUCGAUCAAUUCCUCAAAAUUCUAAUACAUCUCAUUCAUUUUAUCAGCAUGAACUUGUCAUUUUAUAAUGUCCCCAUUAAUUAGCCAUACUCGCACCGUUUAAAGAUUUAAAACUUAAUUUUAACCACUAUGGUAAGUGUUUGUAAAACCAACUUUAAUUCCAUUUAUCUGUUGCACGACUGCAUCACGCCAGUUUUUUCUCAUUAAUGUUGACUUAGAAACACUAAUCUAUACUUAUCCAGAAUAUUGUAAAUAAAAAAUAAGUCAAAUAUAUUGCCGAGUUCAUACAAUUAUUAUUCUAAUUAAUUGUUUAUUAAAGUUUUGUAUUAUUCAAAUAAAAAUCGGUUGUUCCUUUCAUGAAUUUUUCUUUUUGUUGUAUAAAUGACGAAAAUAUUUAAAUAAAUCUUGGCAGCUUUAUAUUAACUAUAUCUUCUGUUAAGAAGGUGUGACUUAUAUUCAGCACAAUUUGCCAACUCCCCUUCAUAUUUUUAAGAAAUCAAUAACAUGUAUGUACCUACUUUAAAAGCAUUAGUUUCGAUUUCGUUAAAGCUUUGUAAAGGAGGAAUGCUUAUAAUCAUUGUAAGGAUAUACAAGUAGUUGUCAUUUUUUCUUUUACUUUUUGUAGAUAAAAGAUAGAUAAAUAAAAGGACAUGUGUGAAUUAAUUCUUUACCAUAGAAUGAAAAAUUUAAUCAUAUCAAUUACAUAUAUAUGAUUAUCCAAGGAAAUCGAUCAAUUUAGAUUCCACUUUAUAUGAUUUUUGUUUCUGUUAUCAUAUAUUUGUCUAUGUUAUUGCAUAAUAUUUAAAUUGUAUUACAAUUGUAUUGUUACUCUGUAAAUACCGUCAUCUUUGGAGGGAAUAAAAGUAUAUAUCUAUCUCUAUUUAUGUACAACUAUUGUUCAUGCGUUUUGUAUGCUUUUAUUGAUUUGCAUUUUUUUAGCGCUACAUUUAAUUAAAAUUUGACAUUUUCACAUA
Ruditapes philippinarum (Manila clam) is the source of this 2661-nucleotide messenger RNA. RefSeq names its product putative leucine-rich repeat-containing protein DDB_G0290503. The record is from RefSeq and is a predicted model, not a curated record. NCBI's taxonomy places the organism in Eukaryota, Metazoa, Mollusca, Bivalvia, Venerida, Veneridae. The coding region runs from base 82 to 1326 and encodes 414 amino acids. The transcript has 3 exons. Gene Ontology annotation, molecular function: protein binding.